UAUGAAAAAAAUCUCAAAAGAAUAUUUGUAAGGCCGUGAACCGGACAACCUGGAACCUAUCGGAGUUCAUUCGGAGUAAUUAUAGAUAGAUCCUCAGUCAACUAAAUGAACGAACAAACAAAGAAACCCCUCUUUCUCCUGUUUAGGCGAUGAAAUCUCAACAACUAAUAUGGAUCCAGUCUUUUGUUUACGUCAUUUUAAUCUCAUUUUGCUUGUACUUAAUCCAAACCUUAAUCUCUCCUAAAUUAUUAUUAGCACACCUUAACAACAACAUCAUCCUCCGUAAAAAACAGCCCACUCUCCCUCUUCGUUUUCGCUCCGAUGGAACUUUUAAAAUCCUCCAGGUGGCUGAUAUGCACUAUGGGAAUGGGAUAACAACUCGGUGCAGAGACGUGUUAGCUACUGAGUUUGAUUAUUGUUCUGAUCUUAACACAACUCGAUUCUUGAAGAGGAUGAUUGAGGCAGAGAAGCCUGAUUUUGUUGCUUUUACUGGUGAUAAUAUCUUUGGGACAAGUGCUUCUGAUGCUGCAGAAUCGCUGUUAGAAGUUUUUAGACCAGUUAUAGAAUCUGGACUUCCUUGGGCAGCUGUCCUUGGAAACCAUGAUCAGGAAUCCACCAUGACUCGUGAGGAAUUGAUGUCUUUCAUAUCUCUCAUGGAUUAUUCAGUGUCACAACCAAACCCAUUAGCAGGAGAUACCAGAGAACACCGACGGAAUGACAUUGAUGGUUUUGGGAAUUACAAUCUUCAAGUUUUUGGUACAUUUGGUUCUCCAUUGGCAAACAGCAGUGUCCUUAAUCUCUACUUUCUAGACAGUGGAGACAGAGCUAUCGUUGAUGGAAUCAGAACAUAUGGAUGGAUUAAGGAAUCUCAACUUGUUUGGCUACGUGGUGUUUCUAAACAACUACAGGGUCAAAAUCAGGAUUGUGAUCAGUUAUUUGGCACUUCUUCUCAUGUUGUGCCUCCAUCACUAGCAUUCUUCCACAUUCCUAUUCCAGAAAUCCGCGCAGGGCCUUUAGAAUCUAUUGUUGGCGAGUAUCAGGAAUAUGCAGCCUGUUCAUCUGUGAACUCUGGAGUUCUACAGACUCUGGUCUCCAUGGGCGAUGUAAAGGCUGUUUUCAUUGGUCAUGAUCACACUAACGACUUCUGUGGGUAUUUAAAAGGUAUAUGGUUUUGUUAUGGUGGCGGCUUUGGAUAUCAUGGUUAUGGCAGGGCUGGAAAACCAAGACGAGCUAGGGUUGUACUAAUGGAACUUGAGAAAGGGGACAAGGAAUGGAUGGGAGUGGAGAGGAUAAAGACGUGGAAGAGAUACGAUGAUGAGAAGUUAAGCAAGGUUGAUGAGCAGGUCCUGUGGGACAUUAGGUCUUCAAGAUGACUGUGAUUGCACUUUUCCAGGAUAUGAAGAUUCAAGAACCUUCUAGGUGUGCUUACUUUGGAGGUGUGCAGUGCUCCGGAUCUUUUUACAAGCUGGAUAAUUUCUUUUUUGUGAGGAGGGGAGGGUGCAUGUUGCUCCUUUGUAAUUUAUUGGUAAUGGAUAUAGGAAAUCUAUGUGUCCGAGGUUUCAUUGAACUACUUUUGUUGCCCUGUCCAAAUGAUAUUCAGGAAGCUGGGAAUUCUUCCACUGUUCCUCAUGUAUGAAGUUGAAAUGACUGUACUUCGCGGAAAGAAAUGAUCAUUUAUUAAUAUUCAUAUAGUUUACGUAA
Molecule: messenger RNA, 1701 nt
Organism: Daucus carota subsp. sativus
Lineage: Eukaryota; Viridiplantae; Streptophyta; Magnoliopsida; Apiales; Apiaceae
Product: probable inactive purple acid phosphatase 28
Exons: 5
Coding region: 150-1373 (407 amino acids)
Cellular component (GO): cytoplasm
Molecular function (GO): hydrolase activity, acting on ester bonds
Source: RefSeq, a predicted model, not a curated record